AUGGUUCUGGAACUUCAUGUCUGGGGUCCGGCAUUUGGAUUGCCAUCGAUUGAUCCGCAGUGUUUGGCGACCAUUGCCUAUUUCUCCCUCGUGCUGCCCAAGGACGCGUGGGUGCUGAUUGCAAGCAGCGACCCUUCCGUGUCUCCAACUAAUGAACUCCCUGCCCUCAAGAAUGGCAAAGCCUGGGUGAGCCGGUUCCGGAAUAUCGUCGACUACCUGCGCCAAUACUCGAAUGGGGAAUGGGAUCUGGAUGAAGUACUGAGCGGGACGGACCGGGCAGAUAACAUUGCAUUCUCGUCGUUUAUCGAAUCGCGCGGCCAGCCCCUCAUCGACCUAUCCCUCUACAUCACUAGCCAGAACUACUACGACAAAACCUCACCCGCCUACGGCGCGAUUCUACAAUGGCCGAACCAGUGGAUUAUCCCGCCGAGACUGCACUCGGCCGCCAAAAAGCGAACAGAGCCUCUGGGGCUAUCAUCUCUGGACCUGCAAGCGAUGGAAGACCAACGGAAACGGGAACACUCGGCCGCCGUCGCGGCCGGCCAGAUCCCCGAGAACCUCAUCCAGCGGCCGCGGGACACGGUCUCGGGCCUCCUGGGUAAGACCGCGCAACAGAACCGGUUCAAGCUGGAAGCCCUCACAGCGGAGCUCUUCGACCCCCUCGAGGAGAUGCUCGGACAGAAAUCAUACUUCUUCCCAGGCGACAAGCCAGCCACCGCCGACUGUCUCGCCCUCGGCUACCUCUCCCUAGCCCUCGUGCCGGACCUGCCGUACCCUUGGCUCCGCGACGCCAUGAAAAUCAAAGCCCCGAAUCUAUCGCGAUACACCGAGCGCCUGCGCCAGCACUGCUACGGCGCCGUCGCCGUCGACGUCUCGCACGCAUUCGACGGCCCAAGCCGGCCAGCCACCGACGCCGCCUCGCCUCUGCCCUGGCUGGCGCCCGCACGCGCGACGGCCGUCACCGUGGGCAGCACGCUGCUCAACACGCUCGCCGACGCGACCCCGAUCCUCAAGAACAUCCGCGCGCACGAACGGCUUCGGCAAGCAGCCCAGUCGCCGGACUCGGGCCUCUCGCGCGUCGAGAGCCACGCCCUCUCCGCCUACGCCACCGGCCAGAAGAAAGACGUGCUUGUCUCCGUCGCUGCGGUGGUGGGCGGCGUCGCGGCGCUGCUCGGCUACAUGGCGCACGUGGGCCUCCUCCAAAUAAGUUACGGGUCGGACGAGGAGGAAUGGGAAGAGGAGGAGGAGGAGGAGGAAGAAGAGCAGCAAGAGGGAGGAAUAGCUGGGAUUCCGGAGUCGUUAAGCGCCACCGAGUUUCUGAAUUUCUGA
Aspergillus clavatus NRRL 1 is the source of this 1329-nucleotide messenger RNA. Its product is annotated as putative mitochondrial import receptor subunit (Tom37). Gene Ontology annotation, biological process: mitochondrion organization. The record is from RefSeq and is a predicted model, not a curated record. The transcript has 3 exons. Gene Ontology annotation, cellular component: SAM complex. The coding region runs from base 1 to 1329 and encodes 442 amino acids. Lineage: Eukaryota; Fungi; Ascomycota; Eurotiomycetes; Eurotiales; Aspergillaceae.